ACAGACAGUACACUUGCUCUGAUUGACGUUGUCGUCGCCUCGGCAGGCGGUGGUUGUCGUUCAUCAUAAUUUUACAGGAUUCGAGAGUCGGAUUGUUCAGUUGUGUUUCACGAUCAUUUUUUUUUUGGAGGGAUCUGUCAUUCGCCAUGGCUGCUCUGUACGCGUGUACAAAAUGCAACCAGAGGUUUCCAUUUGAAGCUCUUUCACAGGGUCAACAGCUAUGCAAGGAAUGUCGUAUUGCCCAUCCAAUGGUGAAGUGUACCUACUGCCGCACAGAAUUCCAGCAAGAGAGCAAAACCAACACCAUCUGUAAGAAGUGUGCCCAGAAUGUCAAGCUGUAUGGGACGCCAAAGCCUUGUCAGUACUGUAACAUCAUCGCAGCCUUUAUCGGGAAUAAGUGUCAGCGCUGCACAAACUCAGAGAAGCGUCACGGCCCUCCGCAGCCCUGCGAACAGUGCAAGCAACAGUGCGCCUUCGACCGCAAAGACGACCGCAGGAAGGUGGAUGGGAAGCUGCUGUGCUGGCUCUGCACUCUGUCCUAUAAGCGUGUGCUACAGAAAACCCGGGAGCAGCGCAAGCAGCUGGGCUCCUCCUCACACUCCUCCCUGUCACAGAAGGAGCAGCUGUCCCACCUCAGCAGCAGCCACUACAACAGCCAGAAAACACUGUCCACCUCCUCACUGCAGAAUGAGAUUCCCAAGAAGAAGGCCAAGUUUGACAGCAUUUCCACCAAUGGGGACAGUUUCUCCCCAGACCUGGCGCUGGACUCCCCAGGGACAGACCACUUUGUCAUCAUCACUCAGCUAAAAGAAGAGGUGGCUUCACUGAAGAAGGUCCUGCACCAGAAAGACCAGCUUAUUCUGGACAAAGAGAAGAAGAUCACAGAGCUCAGAGCAGAGUUCCAGUACCAGGAGAGUCAGAUGAGGACCAAAAUGAACCAGAUGGAGAAAACACACAAAGACCUGGUAGAGCAGCUACAGGCCCGGAACAGAGAGCUGAUGAAGCAGGUGGCUGCACUCUCCAAGGGCAAGAAGCCGGUGAUGACAUCACCCUGAGUUUGACAGAGUGGGUGGGGUGGGGGGCGGGUGAGUGAGUGAAACUGACACUCCCAUGGUGUUCAAGUGUUUGUGCACCCAGGUCAUCCAUUGUUGAAAGCACGUGCUUCAGCAGAUUACCUGGUGGCCCUCAUGCCUGAACUUGUACAUCCCCAGACAGGGUACCUGUAUACUUAUAGGCCUACACACCCACAACCACACACAGGACCUAUACUGCCACAUCUGUACACACACUUAUACAUCCACAGCUACACACCAUACCAAUGGAUGAAAUCAGCGUGUUGUUAAAUGAAGAACCCUGUGCUGGAAGUGGGUGGUAAAUUUUCUUCUAGUGGCUUUUAACAUUUUAACAAACAAACUGAAAAAAAUCUUAGAGUUUGAAAAGGUGCAGGGGAAUUUAUUUCACAUUUCCAUCCCAGAGGACAAAAACAAAGUGGGUUCAACAGUUUCAGAUGGGAGCUAUUAACUGAUUGCCCCAUUCAAGUACAGCAACUGGACAGUGAGCAGUUCACUUCAAACAUACACACACAAGAAACACAUUUAAUCUAAUGGAGAGCUGACCAGUCUAUUGCACUAAAAACAUAUAGCUAGGGACAAGACCAGUACAGAGGAAGAGAGAGGGAGGGAGAACAAUUAUAAAAUGCAAGUAAAGGAGUUUUACUGUCUAAUCUCUUGCUGAAUGGUACAAUAAUGUGGAUUAUCAUAAUAUUUUAAGCCAUAGAACUUUUACUGUUCAGAAACUUCCUAGCUAGUUAGCUAUUUUACUUAAACCAUUCAACAAUCCAGGUGCAAAGUAGCUGGCAAGCUAGUGGUAAUAUGAGAGAAUUUUGAAAAUUCAUUGGCUGUAUUGCUAUAUAGUGAGCUAUAUAGCUACAUUUCAAAUUGUCAGUAGCUGGAUCCUAGCUAGCUAUGUUCCAGUUGUCCAGUAGAUGGCCCAGAAGACACCAUCUUAUUGCAGACCACAGAGCUG
Messenger RNA from Megalops cyprinoides (Indo-Pacific tarpon), 2025 nucleotides. RefSeq names its product protein FAM76A. The transcript has 9 exons. Bases 147 to 1055 code for a protein of 302 amino acids. NCBI's taxonomy places the organism in Eukaryota, Metazoa, Chordata, Actinopteri, Elopiformes, Megalopidae. The record is from RefSeq and is a predicted model, not a curated record.